AUGGGACUGCCUUUGGAUGGUCUAACAAGGAUGCCUAUACAGAAAACACACCACAGCGAAGAAGACCUAGUUAUUGGUAUCAUAGACUCAGGUAUUUGGCCAGAAUCAGAAAGCUUUAAAGACAACACACUUCCUCCACCUCCUAGUAGUUGGAAGGGUGUGUGUCAGGAAGGAGAGCAAUCCAGUAAGUCCACAUGCAAUAGAAAGCUAGUGGGUGCACGAUGGUAUGUCAAAGGUUAUGAAGCAGCUAAGGGACCUCUAAAUACUACUGAAGUUCCAGAAUACCGAUCAGCUAGAGAUCACAAUGGGCAUGGAACACACACAGCCUCUACAGCAGGUGGAAGUCAAGUAAGAAAUGCAAGCUUUAUGGGUUUAGGAAGAGGAAUUGCUAGAGGAGGUGCCUCUCGAGCAAGGAUUGCAAUGUAUAAGGUUUGUCGGUUAGGUGGUGACUGUAGUGAAGCUGAUAUCCUUGCUGCUUUCCAUGAUGCCAUCAGUGAUGGAGUAGAUGUGCUAUCUAUUUCCUUGGGCUCGGGAACACCUUUGCCUGACUAUUUUGCUUCAAGUUUAGAUAUAGGCUCCUUCCAUGCAAUGGAAAAGGGUAUUCCUGUAGUGAUUUCAGCAGGAAAUGAUGGCCCUGACCCUGCUUCUGUUUCAAAUACAGCUCCUUGGAGUAUGUCUGUAGCAGCAAGCACUAUGGACCGUAGCUUUCCAACAUACAUAAUGCUUGGAAAUAAUAUGAGUAUCAAAACUCCACAGUUUCUUUAA
Molecule: messenger RNA, 765 nt
Organism: Cryptomeria japonica (Japanese cedar)
Lineage: Eukaryota; Viridiplantae; Streptophyta; Pinopsida; Cupressales; Cupressaceae
Product: subtilisin-like protease SBT3.18
Exons: 3
Coding region: 1-765 (254 amino acids)
Biological process (GO): proteolysis
Molecular function (GO): serine-type endopeptidase activity
Source: RefSeq, a predicted model, not a curated record